Molecule: messenger RNA, 1320 nt
Organism: Penicillium hordei
Lineage: Eukaryota; Fungi; Ascomycota; Eurotiomycetes; Eurotiales; Aspergillaceae
Product: SIS domain-containing protein
Exons: 2
Coding region: 1-1320 (439 amino acids)
Biological process (GO): carbohydrate derivative metabolic process
Molecular function (GO): carbohydrate derivative binding
Source: RefSeq, a predicted model, not a curated record
AUGUUAAUGUUCGAAGAAACCACCCCGGGCGACCCCUCGUGGCCUCUCACCCCUCCUAAUUCAUCCGAUCCAGUACCAAAAGAUGUCUCAUCGGUGGUGACAGCAAUCCAUGUGAUCUCAACCGAGCGAGCGGCCCUCGCUCACCUUGAGCACAUCUACCAGACCGACGCGCGAGCGCAGCACGAUCUCGCCCGGGCCGUGGAUCAGAUUGCGCGGAGCGUGCGCGAGGGUGGGAAACUGGUCGUUUGCGGGGUCGGGAAAAGUGGGAAGGUCGGACGCAAAAUAGAGGCUACGAUGAAUAGUCUCGGUGUGUAUAGCGCGUUCCUGCAUCCGACUGAAGCCUUGCAUGGCGAUCUGGGAUUGGUUCGGCCGAAUGAUACCGUUCUUCUCAUAUCCUUUUCUGGUCGCUCACCGGAACUCUUAUCUCUGCUCCCGCAUCUUCCCGCUACUGUUCCGGUGAUCGCUCUUACAUCGCAUACACAUCCUGCUUCAUGUCCGCUUCUCUCGUUGCAUGGCCCAUCGGGGAUGGGUAUUCUUUUACCGGCUCCUAUUCAUGAAGAUGAAGAAUCUUCUUUCGGUGUGAGCGCGCCCACGUCGUCCACGACGGUGGCUUUGUCGCUGGGUGAUGCGCUGGCUAUUGCUACGGCCCGGAAGUUGCACACCGCGACAGGGAAGAGCCCUGCAGAGGUCUUUCGGGGGUUCCACCCUGGUGGUGCUAUUGGAGCGGCGGCGGCGGCGGCAGAGACGCCGCUAACCACGCCGUCGAGUGGUAUGUCAACGAGGGCAUUUGACUCCCCAGCGUCGUCUAUGUCUCUUCCAUGGGAGGAAAUCACGAAUACUCAGUUGAUUCCUCCUUUCACUUUGCACUCACCACCGGAACAACGUGUCAUUUCUCGAGAUAUGCUGGUCCCCCUCGAUCAGAUUCCCACUGCCUCCGCGUCUUCAUCGCAGUCACCCGGCGAUGUCCGUCUUCUCGAUAUCCUUCUGACAGCCAUCCAGAAUCCCAAUGCCAAAUCAUGGGUACUGUUGUCUCCGUCUGAAAUAAUCCCUCCACGGCACAUUCGUGCGCUCCUUUCUCCUGGUGGAGAUAUGGACAUGCGUGUGUCCGAGGUUAUAGCCAAGAAUCCUGGUACUUCAUUCGUUGUACCUCAAAGUAAAUGGCUCUUGGUGGCAGACUCAACACCCUUGGCUGAAAUUCGACGUACUGUUUCUGAAUCUCGAAAUAGAUCAGAUUCCGUCUCUGUCGUUGCUGUCGUGAAGGAUACAGCCUCCGGCAGUUUCUUAGGGGUGAUGGAGGCAGAGGAUCUAUUGGAUGGAUGA